Messenger RNA from Necator americanus (New World hookworm), 903 nucleotides. RefSeq lists its product as uncharacterized. The transcript has a single exon. Bases 1 to 903 code for a protein of 300 amino acids. The record is from RefSeq and is a predicted model, not a curated record. Lineage: Eukaryota; Metazoa; Nematoda; Chromadorea; Rhabditida; Ancylostomatidae.
AUGAAACUUGGCACAGCCCCUGGACCUGAUUUCAUAUCAGCAGACUUUCUUCGGGCUGGUGGCCAUCCGCUUCAUGUAAUCUUAGCAGCGCACAUGACAUCCUACCUUCAGAAAGAAAGGAUCCCAGACCAGUGGAAGACCUCGCGAACCGUUCUUAUCCAUAAGAAAGGUGACCGAGAGGACCUUCGGAACUACUGUCCGAUAUGCUUGCUGGGUGUGUUAUACAAAGUAUUCACCAAGAUCAUCCUCAGGAGCAUAUCUAGGACGCUGGAUGAAGCCCAGCCUCAAGAACAAGCUGAAUUCCGCCAAGGGUUCAGCUGCUUGGACCACAUCCAGACCGUGUCGAGGGUCAUAGAGGUUUGCCGGGAAUACCGCCUGCCACUUGUUCUAACCUUUGUCGACUAUGAGAAAGCCUUUGACGGCGUAGAAACGAAUGCAAUACUGUCAGCGCUGGUCGAUCAAGGUGUGGACGCGUCGUAUGUGGGGACAUUAGCCAACUGCUACGAUCGAUGCACGACUAGGAUACAGCUUUUCCUCCGCCCUCUCACCAUACUCAUUGGAAAGGGGGUACGACAAGGCGAUACUAUAUCGCCGAAGCUGUUCACGGCUGCAUUGCAAUGGAUAAUGAAAUCACUAUCUUGGGAAGAAAGGGGCGUGCGUGUUGAUGGAAGAUUUCUUUCGAACCUUCGUUUCGCGGACGACAUCGUACUCUUUUCGAGCAGUACCAGUGAAGCAGAAACGAUACUCAACGAAUUAAACGAAGCAGAGAAGAGAAUAGGACUACGAAGAAACAGAAAGAAGACACAGUUCAUGAAGAACGCCCACUCAUGGACGGAGGAGUUCAAGUUGAAGGCUCCCAAAUCGUGGAAACACCGUCAUACGUAUAUCUCGGACGCUCUAUGA